AUGAACUCCAUUUCGAGAGCAAGAGUUAUUGGAGCUCUUAGUGGACCUUUUCCAAGCGAUUUCCAUCACUUCCAUGUGGAGAAUCGCCUAUGGACAUACAAGCCAGGGCUCGAUCGAGUUGAAGCUUGGCCGGUCGAGUUGAGGAACUCGACCGGUUGGUCGAGUAGGUGGUCGAGCUGGUCUUCAAGAUGGCUUCCUCCUUCUUCCUUUGCGUAUCCAGUUGAGCUGCGUCCAUGCACCAAGUCCUUCCUUGCUCCUCACGUCCCAUAUGCUCCAAAUGCUCCAAAAGACCUAUUUCAAAGGACCAAACAUGCAUAUAGCCCGACUUCGAGUAUCCCACCUCUUGGAAGAGAGAAGAUUUCUCGCGAGCUAACGUUUUGUGAACGAUCUGCAAAGUCGGCUGCCGCUCGUUGUGAGCAAGCAAUCCAAUCUAGAGCUAAUGGAGUUGUGGAGAUUGUCCAUGUUGCGGUUGAAUAUACUCUUCGUGAUGAAGUAGUAGGUCGGGUUCUUCAUGCUGCUAUGGGGAUAAUACCCAAGUGA
Microthlaspi erraticum is the source of this 540-nucleotide messenger RNA. NCBI's taxonomy places the organism in Eukaryota, Viridiplantae, Streptophyta, Magnoliopsida, Brassicales, Brassicaceae. The record is from the annotation of a GenBank genome assembly.